Messenger RNA from Parnassius apollo (apollo), 609 nucleotides. NCBI's taxonomy places the organism in Eukaryota, Metazoa, Arthropoda, Insecta, Lepidoptera, Papilionidae. The record is from the annotation of a GenBank genome assembly.
AUGAAUACAAAAUUUUAUUUUUUCAUUUAUUACCUCAUAUCGGGAUAUGAUGUUACAUCAAUUUCUUACGAUCAAAGUCAAACCGGUGAAUUAAAUGUUCAAGUUGAUUUGAAAGAUAUACAAAUUAUUGCGCUCAUGAAAGGCGGUAAAGAAGAGUAUGUGGACUAUGACUACGCUUACGAUUAUUCCGAGAUGACAAUAAAGCCGCAAAAUCGAACAACACCAAAGCCGUUACAAGUGUACAACGGUACAAGUGCAGUAACAGAUUCCGUAAGAGAUAAUACUACAAUAGCCGCAACGGUAUUCGCGGAAAACACAACUGUGGCCGCGUCCAUUAAAACGUCUUCUGAAACCUGGAACACAACAGCCUAUGAAUAUACAACGACGUCCAGGAGUACAGUUAUAACGGAAAAUGAAACAAUAGCAGAAAAUAAGAAUGUUACAUCAACUACAGAAUCAACAAGCAGCUGUAAAAUGGGAUUUUUAUUAAACCAUAAAGGGGAAUGUGUACUUAAAGUUCAAGGAACGGGAAAUGCGUUACUUAAACUUGUAAAGCUUUCACAAAAGCUAAAGUUGAGAAGAGAAAACAAAAGCAACCCUGAAGAUUAA